UAUUUUGUAAUUUCUCUUAAACUUUCUUUUAUUUUGUUAAAUCAUUUUGGUGUCUUGGUAUCGUUUUUGCAUUUUAUUUUUUGUUAUCAAGGUUCGAGCCCCUUUCUGAAUUUUUAUUUUUUUCUUCACUUUUUCUUCUUUUACGUCUCUUUUUAUGUUUUUCGCUUAUGUUAGACUUCUGAAAAAAGAUUAUUUUUUGCAUCAACACAAUGGAAAGUCAAGAAAACGAAAAUUCUAAAAGGCGUAUAUCAAAGCCUAGAGUACAAUAUUCACCAGUUACUGAAGCAAAGCGAAGUUAUACAAAGAAAACAAAGCAAAAAUUUAGCGUUAAACGAUUAAAUAGUUUGUUUAAUGAUUCUUCCUCAACUUAUUCAACAAGAGAAAGUUCGGUUGAUGAAUUUUUUGGUUAUGAUGUUUUGUCUCAAUUUGACUUGAGUAAUCAACUUGUAUCGAUGAAACAAAUAGAUUUUGUUUUGCCUUCAUAUCCAGAUUUGAGGGAUGCUCAAGAAUUAGAUUUGGGGGUUGCUGAACAUAUUGAAAAUUUUUUGGAUGAACAAGAAGAGAUUAAAUUGUUGGAAUCAAAUUUGUUUGAAAAUGAUCAUGUGGAAGAGCAAAUGGAAAUUACUCAAGCGGAAGCUGUUGAACAAAUGGAAAUUGAAGGUAUUUUGUUUGUUAAAAUUUAUUUUCCUUCCAUUGCUUUCUCCCUUCCAUCUGGAAGGGAGAAUCUGGAAGGAAUAAAAAACCUCUAUUUUACAAAGUGUCUUAACAAUAAGCUGAACUCCCUAAAAAUUUAUUUUUUUAUUUCAGAACCCUCCACUUCUGACUUACAAUUACAGCAUCAAGAACCUCCUACAGAAGAAUCAACAUCCUCUUCACAACAACCACACAUCGAACCAACAAAUUCUAGUUUUUUUCCAGUCGAACAUGUUGGUCAGAUUUCCCCCUCAAAACUUGAACGUCCUCCUUAUCAUUCAAAAUUGAAAUUAAAAAUAAAAUUGCCUAGAAAGCCGAAUACAGUCCAAACAUCAAUUGAUAAAAGGACUAGAAGACCAACCAAAUUUUCUGAAGAUUUUGUUUUUACUCCAUUAGUAAUGCAACGGAAAAGCAACGAUGCACUAAAAAUAAAGCAAAAGGCUAUAAUUAAACAACAAGAAUCUAAAGCGGAAAGAAAACUUAAACGAAAGGAACGUCAAAAAGCAAUCUCUUCAUUUGUCCCUUCAAUACCGCCUACUAUACCAGAAGAAAAUCAGAGUUCUCAAGUAAAACCAGAAACCCAGCCGGAGCCGAUACCUGUUGAGAGAGAACGUUCUCUAAAAAUUCCUGGAGUUUCUUACGUUCAAAAAGAAUUUUUUUCAAUGAUGGCUGACAGAAAACGAUUAAAUCCUUUCUCAAUUGGAAUAAAAAAAUCGGAACAAUAUAUUUCUGAUUAUUUUUAUAGAGAAAUGUUUAUUAGUGAUUCUGACAAUGAAACUGAAAAAGACAAGGAUAAGAUUGAAGAAAAUUUGGAUGAAGAAAUAAUUGAUUGUGUUGGUGGAGGGGUUGAUUUAAAUGAAUAUGUUAAUGAUGAAGUGAUUAAAAUUAAUCCGGCUGACGAAUUUGCAGAAGCUGUGUGUUCGGUUAUGAAAAAUGCUUCUUAUUCGUUUGAGGAAGGAGAUGAAGAUUUUUUGAAAAUUGCUAAUGAAAGAAUGUAUUUAUUGGAAGAAGGCACUAAAGUAGUCUUAAAUAUACUUUUAAAAUAUAUUAUUGAACAAAGACAUGUUGAUGCUUUUGUGUUGGGACUAGCUGGAGGUGCUUCAAUAUUUCAUUCAUUAACUAUGAAAAAUGCUAAUCGUCUUAGAGAAUCACUUAAACUUUAUAGCAAGUCAAGUCAACAAGCAAUCAUUACUGCUCAUAAUUGGCUUUUGAAGAAUUUACCAGUACAUUUUAUUGCUUCCUAUUUAAAUUUACUUCGAUUUCUUAAAGCAGCGGGAAGUAAUUUAAGUGAUCAUAUUGUUCGAUUUAGUGAUGAAAAUUGUAUGUUAAUUGCAAAUAAUUAUAUAAAAGAUUUUAUUGCACAAAAAAUUUAUGAACCUCCAAUGCAUCCAAAUUAUAAACCUUUGGAGUAUGGCCCAAUAAAUAAUGUUAGUCUUAUUCUUGUUUAUCCUCAAAUUACUGUGAAGACGUCUAAACAUUUUAUUAGAGCACAUGAAAUUUUGUUUAGACAAUUAUUACCUCAAAUUGUUUGUUGUGUUGAAAAAAUAGAAUUACAUUUUGAUGUUAAUUGGACAGCAAUAACAGUUGAAGAAAUUGCUUGGAUGUGUAUUAGAUUAAUUAGAAAAAAAGUUAGAGAAAUUGUUAAAAGACGGCCAAAUGAUCAUAUAUUUUUAGCUGGUUGGGGAACUACUUGUUGGCUAAAUCAUAAAGUUAUUUCCAAAGUUUCUGGUGUAUCUGGACUUUUAAAUUUUGCUUUUCCAACAGAAAGUGCUUGUGGUUCUAGAGGGAGUGUUGAUGAUGAAAUUUGUUUAACUUACCCUUCCACCCUUUUUGUUGUUGGAGAAGAAGCUUCAAAUGUUAGUAUGAAAGCUAUACAACAAUUGAGGAAAAAUAUGAUUGCUGAUACCGGUUUAAUUGUUAUUGGAAGUGCAAAUCAUAAUUUAUUAGUUUCGGAAGCUAGAUUAGCUGUUGAAAGGGUUACACAAUUUGUUGUUCAGAGAACUAUUGUGGAAUAUACAAUCCAAUUUUUGAAACAAGUAAUUUCUGAUUUGGGUCCACCAAAACAAUGCCGUGAAUUUUUGACUCCUGUCAGUUUGCCAAAUAUUCAUGAAAUUGAUGUUGCUUUUCUUAAACCUAUUGGUGCGCAAAGAAUUAGAAAACCUGUGGAAAAGAAAAAGGAGGAUAUUACAAAAAAAUUCAACAACAAAUUUUCUUUCCCCAAUCCACCUCCACCACCAUCUUCUGCCCCACCAACUAAAACAUCAUUUAAACCAACACAAAUUGCAUCAAAUUUACCCCCAAAUUUAAAACCUAUAGCCCCAACAGAAACUUCAAGACCUUUAAAUACAUCAACAACACGUUCUUCUUCCUUUUCUGUCACUAAAAAACUUUCGACAGAUUUAAUAAAAAUUCCAAGUCCAGAAGCAUUAAAUAAAAUGCAUUUACAAAUUAGACAACAAACAACAACAACAAAUAAUCAACUAGCUACUACAUCUUCUUCAAGUCUUCAAGAAACAAUUAGAGAGGAGGAAGAAGCUGCGGCAGCACUGGCACUUUUAAAAUAA
This is a messenger RNA of Meloidogyne enterolobii, 3257 nucleotides long. The record is from the annotation of a GenBank genome assembly. NCBI's taxonomy places the organism in Eukaryota, Metazoa, Nematoda, Chromadorea, Rhabditida, Meloidogynidae.